CACUGUAUGAAAUAUGGAUGCGUACGUUACCCUAGCCUGACAACCUUACCGUAAGGCAGAACUUCAGGCAGCAACGGUUUUUCCCGACCCAGCUUCAAUUGAGCUUGCGGGCGUCUGAUUUCGCGGCAAUUUGGUCGACGACCGUCGAGAGCAUCCACCACGUCCCAGCGAAGCACGCUCAAACCGCCGCCAUGUCUGCACCGUCCCUCAUUAGCUUCGUGCUCAAGCGGCCUUGGCUUGCGAACAUGCUCAAGCCGGUCGCCAACACAUACGUCAACGCUGCGGGCUACCGCCAAAUGGGUCUCUGGGCCGACGACCUCAUCCUCGAGGAGGACGAAACAGUGCUGCAGGCCCUGAACCGCCUGUCACCCAGGCAGAGAUACGACCGCCUCUACCGGAUCCGCCGCGCGACUCAGCUCAGUCUGCAACAUAAGCUCCUGCCCAAGAACGAGUGGACCAAGCCCGAGGAGGACGUGCCCUACCUCCAGCCCAUCCUGGAGCAGCUGAUCGCCGAGGCCAAGGAAAAGCAGCAGCUCGAUACCCUGGCCGUCCUCAAGAAGCACUAAGCGGCGGGUAAAUGAAGAGAUAAGGAGUACUGGCGAUUAGGAGGCUGCCGGCUGGUUACGCCCUGUACUGUAAAGGAGAGGCAUGCGACAAGAGAAUUGAAGCAGGCGUUGGGGAAACGGGGAGCUGCCAUCUCUACGGAGACCAGACGGCAUGUGUGUAUAGACUCUGGAUUGCUUCAUCAAUCAAAAACCCGUUCGCCCAG
Molecule: messenger RNA, 769 nt
Organism: Chaetomium strumarium
Lineage: Eukaryota; Fungi; Ascomycota; Sordariomycetes; Sordariales; Chaetomiaceae
Product: cytochrome b-c1 complex subunit 7
Exons: 2
Coding region: 192-566 (124 amino acids)
Biological process (GO): mitochondrial electron transport, ubiquinol to cytochrome c
Source: RefSeq, a predicted model, not a curated record